AUGGCCAAGGUGCUCGAAGCACUGACCAAGAUCAAUGCCGACACCGAACGUCUGAACCAGCGAAUUGACACCAUUGAAAAGACAACGAACGCCUUAUCGACAACUUUGUCUACCUCUGCGGCAGAUUCGGCGGCAGCGUGGCGCAACUUCCGAGCCAGAGACUGGCAGCGCGGCCUGGACAAAGCAGCCGCACCGAAUACCCGCGGUAACGGCACAUCGUCUCCCGGGAUACCUGAAAUCGAGCUCCGUGAGGACCGAGAGGUGAUAGUGAAGGUGGGUCCUAAUCGGGAACAGGUCCAGGCUCUAUCACCGAAGGAGCUGGUGGAGCGGGCAGAAAGACAAAGAAUGAUGGUGGCCCGACAGAAGAACUCUGCCGCCCUAUCUGGAGGGGCUAUCUUCGUGGCAGCUCGGAAACUGCCUUCAGGGGAUGUGGUUAUGGUGGCCAACAGUGCUGCGGGGGCUGAGCUCCUCCGUAAGCAUACUGGAUGGUUAAAGGCAUUCGGGCCAGGUUCCGUGGUACAGGAGCCGUCGUGGGGCGUCGUGGCAUACCACAUCCCGGUGAAGUCGAUGAAGAUUACCCCGGAGACGAUGGCUGCAGUCGCAACCGACCUGCUUAAACAGAACGACUGGGGCGAAGGAGCCAGUAUUCAGUAUCUUGGCUGGAUGACGCGACCAGGGGUACGGGCAGAGGGCUCACUCCUGAUCGAGUUCACCAGCCCAGUCGUGGCCAACCAAGCUAUCAUCACUGGCGUCGUCUGGGGGAAGCAAAUCCACAAUGCUGUGCGCUUCUGCCGCGAGGGGCGGACGAAACUAUGCAGAAAAUGCCAAAAGCCAGGGCAUAUCCAGUCACACUGUUCCAACGACUACAAAUGUGGCCACUGUGCCGAGAGGCACCCGACCUGGGAGUGCCUUUCGACACGGGGGCAGGUGAUACCAGUGAAAUGUUCCAACUGCGGCGGCGGGCAUCGCCCGAUCAGCCGGGAAUGCCCGGUGAAAGCCGAGGCAAUGAAAGAGGCAAAACAGGCAUUGGCCGACUGCCCUACAUAUCACCGGAUUCCACUGCACUUCCGUACCAGAGCCAGCGGAGACAAAGCAACACCUCAGAUCAGACCGGACCCUGCCGGAGAGGAUGGCCUGGAUGCAUCUAUACACGCGCCGGAGGAGCCGGAAGGGGCAGAAACUCCUCAACACCCUCCACAGGCUAUAAUCGAUCUGGAACUCGAACCAGCGAGGACAGAGACGUCACCCCAAGUGCUGGUCGAGCCAACAAAGCCCAAGAGAGGCCCGGGUCGCCCGAAGGGUUCCAGGACUAGACCCAGGGAUCAAGCGCCGCCGUCCACGAUGGUAUCGGCAAUCCGCCGGCCGACAAGGAUCCAGACUACCUCUCAAAGAGCCGAAGAGGACAUCAUGGUGUUCAAAAAACGCCGCAUGGGAGAGCCGGAAGACACAAUGGACGAACAGCCGGACGACCGCAAUUGGUUCGACAUCCAUCUCCCGCCAGACGCCCUCCCACAGGACGUCCUCGCACAGGAAGACCCUCACCAGGACGACCCUCACCAGGACGACCGUCACCAGGACGAGCUCGUAGACGAGUUCAUCCGGUUCACCAACGAUGUCACAACUAUCAACGACACCGAUAUCACACCAGAACCCGGUCUGGAGGAUCUAGACCCAGAGAGCCCUGAAUACCGAAAACUCAUCACUCUUAAAUAUAACCGAGCCCGAGCUGUGCUAGUCAGAUCAUCUCCUCCGGUGAUCAUGACCGAUGCACCCACAAUCGAAGACACAAAUGACGAAGUAUGGCACGAGGCCAGCGAGCGGAGUGAUGAUGAACAACCUCCCCAAUGA
Penicillium subrubescens is the source of this 1848-nucleotide messenger RNA. Its product is annotated as zinc knuckle domain protein. The transcript has a single exon. Gene Ontology annotation, molecular function: zinc ion binding; nucleic acid binding. The record is from RefSeq and is a predicted model, not a curated record. Bases 1 to 1848 code for a protein of 615 amino acids. Lineage: Eukaryota; Fungi; Ascomycota; Eurotiomycetes; Eurotiales; Aspergillaceae.